Molecule: messenger RNA, 342 nt
Organism: Arabidopsis lyrata subsp. lyrata
Lineage: Eukaryota; Viridiplantae; Streptophyta; Magnoliopsida; Brassicales; Brassicaceae
Exons: 1
Coding region: 1-342 (113 amino acids)
Source: RefSeq, a predicted model, not a curated record
AUGGCAACGCCAUUACAAAGUUUGAGACUUUUUCUUAUCUCUUUCGUCUUCUUCUUCGUCGACUCACAAUCACAAGAUUCUUCCAUUACUCCUCCUCCACCGCAACCUCCGUUAAAGGUCGUUGAGAGUAAUAAGGCGAUUCACCACCGAAGAAAAAAAUGGCGACAGAGAAGACACCAUAAACACCCACCACCGCCUCCUCGGAAGAAACAGAAGGUGAACACGGGAAAGACGGUGGGGCUUUUCUUCGCCGGUGUAGCUGCAGCUUUGCAAGUAGUUGUAGCUGCUUUCUUGCUUUUCAAAAGAAGACAACUUCUCCUUAAGAUCAAUGAUAGACACUGA